AUGGCUCCAACCACCGCCAGCCAAACCUGCUUCUGUGGCGCAACCAAGCUGGAGUUCCUCACCGCAUCAAUGUUCGCGACCAACUUCUGUGUCAAAGACGCCAAUAUCACGUACGUCAAUGGUGGUGACAACUUGAAGAAGCGCGCCCAGAGUGCGUCCAUCGCAAGCGGGAACUCCAUGAACGACACGAGGUGUGGUGAAUGCGGCACACUCAUGAACCGCCAGAGCAAUGGCUUUCAAGGAUUGAGCUUCCUGCGCGUUGGUGAGGUUGAUCAGUUGGAUGAGCUGCUGGCAACUACGUUCAAGCCCAGAGUCGAGCAGUUCCUGAGGAGCAAGGCGCCAUGGAUUGGCGAGAUUGAUGCUCCUGAGAAAGCUCAAGGUCAAUACGACUUCUCGUGA
This is a messenger RNA of Recurvomyces mirabilis, 399 nucleotides long. RefSeq lists its product as uncharacterized. The coding region runs from base 1 to 399 and encodes 132 amino acids. Gene Ontology annotation, molecular function: carbon-sulfur lyase activity. The transcript is spliced from 2 exons. The record is from RefSeq and is a predicted model, not a curated record. NCBI's taxonomy places the organism in Eukaryota, Fungi, Ascomycota, Dothideomycetes, Mycosphaerellales, Teratosphaeriaceae.